This is a messenger RNA of Ostreobium quekettii, 381 nucleotides long. NCBI's taxonomy places the organism in Eukaryota, Viridiplantae, Chlorophyta, Ulvophyceae, Bryopsidales, Ostreobiaceae. The record is from the annotation of a GenBank genome assembly.
AUGACCUCCGAGGGCGACCUGCGGCUGCAAAGAUUGAGCCACCCCCCGGUCGGGCACUUCGAGGGCAAGGGCGUGUGGGUGACGGGCGCCAGCCAGGGCCUGGGGGAGGCGCUGGCCAAGUACUUCGCGGCGCAGGGAGCCCGGCUGGUGAUUUCUGCGCGGCGGGAGGGCGAGCUGGAGAGAGUCAAGGCGUCCUGUGUGGGCAAGUGGGCGCCCCAGGACAUCACCGUACUGCCAUUCGACCUGACGUCAUCGCACGAAGUCCUGCGGUCGGCCGUGGAAACCGCGUGGGAGGCCCUGGGGGGGAUUGAUUACGUCAUCAACAAUGCCGGUGAGCACAUACAAAUGCGACCACGGACGGCUGCGAGUAAUACAACAUGA